Messenger RNA from Globicephala melas (long-finned pilot whale), 1928 nucleotides. It is a transcript of the gene SSBP4, whose product is annotated as single stranded DNA binding protein 4. The record is from RefSeq and is a predicted model, not a curated record. Lineage: Eukaryota; Metazoa; Chordata; Mammalia; Artiodactyla; Delphinidae. Gene Ontology annotation, biological process: positive regulation of transcription by RNA polymerase II. Gene Ontology annotation, molecular function: single-stranded DNA binding; protein binding. Gene Ontology annotation, cellular component: nucleus.
GGGGAGGCGGCGGGCGGGGGCGCGCGCGGCGGGAGGAGGGGGCGCGCGCUUCCCGGAACAGCCCGCGCUGAGGGAAGAGAGGAAGAAAAUAAAACCCGCGGCCGGAGCCAAAGCUGGAGCUGCCGCCGCCGCCGUCUCAGCCGUCUGGAGCUCCCCCGCGCGGACGAUGCCCGCGAUGCCCGCGCGGGGCUCGGGGCGGUGAGGCCCGGGGCGCGGGGUAGCUAUGGCGACCGGGAGCGCGGCCCGCGGCGCCGCCUGACAGGUGUGGGGCCCCGGCGGCGGCGGCGGCGGCACGGAGCAGCAUGUACGCCAAGGGGGGCAAGGGCUCGGCCGUGCCCUCCGACAGCCAGGCACGAGAGAAGUUGGCGCUGUACGUGUAUGAGUACCUGCUGCACGUUGGUGCCCAGAAGUCAGCCCAGACCUUUCUGUCCGAGAUCCGAUGGGAGAAGAACAUUACGCUGGGGGAGCCCCCGGGCUUCCUGCAUUCCUGGUGGUGCGUGUUCUGGGACUUGUACUGUGCAGCGCCCGACCGCAGAGAGGCGUGCGAGCACUCGAGUGAAGCCAAGGCCUUCCAGGACUACAGCGCUGCAGCGGCCCCCAGCCCGGUGAUGGGGAGCAUGGCUCCCAAUGAUGCAAUGGCAUCAGGCCCCAUGGCAACCGGCUUCUUCCAGCCCUUCAUGUCACCGCGGUUCCCAGGGGGCCCUCGGCCCACCCUGCGGAUGCAGAGUCAGCCUCCCGUGGGCCUACCCGGUUCCCAGCCCCUCCUCCCUGGCGCCAUGGACCCCUCCCCACGUGCUCAGGGUCAUUCGAGCAUGGGCCCGAUGCAGAGGGUGACGCCUCCACGGGGCAUGACCAGCGUUGGGCCCCAGGUAAGGGCUGGGCCCAGGCGACAGGGCAGCUUCAGGGGCUGCCCUCUCUCGGUUUGCCCUCUCACGGCCCCUUUACCUUCACAGAGCUACGGAAGUGGCAUGCGGCCCCCACCCAACUCUCUUGCUGGCCCGGGUUUGCCCACCAUGAACAUGGGACCCGGAGUGCGUGGCCCAUGGGCCAGCCCCAGUGGCAACUCGAUCCCCUACUCCUCUUCCUCCCCUGGCAGCUACACGGGACCCCCAGGAGGAGGUGGGCCCCCUGGAACACCCAUCAUGCCCAGCCCUGGAGACUCCACCAACUCCAGUGAGAACAUGUACACCAUCAUGAACCCCAUCGGGCCAGGCGCCGGCAGGGCUAAUUUCCCGCUUGGCCCUGGUCCGGAGGCCCCCAUGGCCGCCAUGAAUGCGAUGGAGCCUCACCAUGUAAACGGAUCCCUGGGCUCGGGCGAUCUGGACGGGUUGCCGAAGAGUUCCCCCGGCGCCGUGGCCGGCCUGAGCAACACCCCGGGCACCCCGCGGGACGACGGCGAGAUGGCGGCCGCCGGGACCUUCCUGCACCCGUUCCCGAGCGAAAGCGUAAGCGACUGCGUCGACUCCCCCCCCGCGGCGGCGUCGGGCCGGAGGGGCCUGGCGGGCAGACCCCGGCGGGGCGGCCGGGGGGCCAGAGCAAGACCGUGACCGCGGCGGGCCAGUACUCCCCCGGGAUGACCAUGAGCGUGUGAUGGGGCCGCAGCCCCUUGCCCACUGCCGACCUCGGCUUCUGCCCAGCGCCCCUGCCCGGGGCCAAGGUCCAGGGGCUCGGGUGGUCUGCAGGGUGAGGGUCUGAGGUCACACCGCGGGCAACUGGACUCCCGGUCAAGGCUUGGAUGGCUGGGAGGCCCCGCGCGAAGGACUCAUUCAUUUUAUAAAAAAACGCAAGGACCUCAGAGACGUUCUUUCUUGUAUGGGCCCUUCCCGCCAUUUCUGUUUUGUCCAGGGGGCUCCUUGGGGGAUUUCCUUUCCCCUGGAGCGCAGGGGUGGGCCCCAACAAUAAACAUAACUCGAUUUUGGUUUUUGGCA